GCGCGCGCGCGCCCUGGAGGCGGCAGGAAGUUUCAGCUCCAGUGCAGUAACUUGUCGCAGCUCUUCAGCUCUUCAGCUUUUCCUCCACACUGCCAUGAACAGCAUGGAUUUUAAAUCUGCCUGUCGACGCCCUCCAUUUUAUCAGGAUGAACAGUUUAUCAGGUGGCGUUUAACCACACACGGAUUCUGACUCAACAUUUUAAUUCCUGUUCAAAUCCUCAAUGGCAAACGUCAAAGUCGCAAUUCGAGUCCGUCCUCUAAACUCAAGGGAAACUGUGGAUGGAGGGAGAAUAGCUGUACAGGUGGAGGACAAAGUGGUGAGAGUAAAAAAUGUGAAGCUGGAUGGGCGUCUGGAUGGGCGAGUUGAGGCACCAGGUGACUCCAGAGAGAGGCUGUUCGAGUUUGGCUUUGAUUACUGUUACUGGUCCGUGAACCCAGAGGCACCCAACUAUGCAUCGCAGGAGGAGGUGUUCCAGGAUCUGGGUAUGUGUGUGUUGGCUGGAGCAACUGAAGGCUACAAUGUCUGCCUGUUUGCGUAUGGACAGACAGGCUCAGGAAAGACCUACACCAUGAUGGGCAAUCCAGAUUCGAUUGGAUUGACGCCAAGGAUUUGUCAAGGUCUGUUCCGAUCUGGUAUAGACUCUCCUGAUGGAAAAAACUGCAGGGUUGAAGUUAGUUUCUUAGAGAUCUACAACGAGCGAGUACGUGAUCUGCUGAGAGGGGCAGACCAGAAAAAGCCAGCGGCCCUGCGUGUGAGGGAGCACCCAGAAAAAGGGCCAUAUGUUCAGGGUCUUACUCAGCAUGUGGUGGAGGACUACAAGCAGGCAGCAGAUCUGCUGGAAGAGGGCAUCGCUAACCGCAUCACAGCUGCCACACAUGUUCACGAUGCCAGCAGCCGAUCACAUGCCAUUUUCAGCAUCCAGUACACACAGGCGAUACUAGAGAAUAACCUUCCGUCUGAAAUAGUGAGCAAGAUCAACUUAGUGGACCUGGCUGGCAGUGAGAGAGCGGACCCUAAUUACUGCCGAGAUCGGAUUACUGAAGGAGCCAACAUCAACAAGUCUCUAGUUACUCUGGGAAUUGUCAUAUCUGCUCUCGCUCAGAACUCUCAGAUGUGCAGUAGCAGUCAGAGCAUUAACAGCAUGCUGAGUGAGGGGGAGGCCAGCACGGUCGGCAGUCAGUCCAGCUCCCUGUCCAGCAGCAGUCGCAGACAAUGCUUCAUCCCCUACAGAGACUCUGUCCUCACCUGGCUCCUCAAAGACAGCCUGGGUGGCAACUCCAAAACCAUAAUGAUCGCAACAAUCUCACCUUCUUGCAGCAGCUACAAUGAGACUCUCAGCACCCUCCGCUAUGCUGCUCACGCCAAGAACAUUGUCAACAAGCCAAGAGUCAAUGAGGAUGCCAGUGUGAGGCUGAUCAGGGAGCUCCGUGAAGAGAUCGAUCGACUGAAGAGCAUGCUGCUGAGCUUCUCUAUGCAGAGAAACCCCAGCCCAUCUCUGAGUGAUGAGAGAGACAGCAGCCUUUCAGACAUAGUGCUGCAGAAUGAACUCAAGGUGGAACAGCUUACUAAAGACUGGUCGGAGAGUUGGCGGGAUAAGCGAGCUCUUCUGGAGCAGUACAGUGUGGACAUUAACCAGGACAGAGCAGGAGUUCAGAUACAUUCUCUCCGACCCCACCUCAUCUCCCUAGAGCCGGACGUCCUGAGCACAGGAGUCACCAUUUACCACCUCCGGGAAGGAAUCACCAGAAUUGGACCUCAGGAUUCAAAUGAGGAAGAACCCCAUAUUGUCAUGCCAGAGGGUUCCGUUUGUGAAAUUGAGAAUCAGAAUGGAGUUGUUACCCUCAAACCCCUACCACACACAGCCUGCAUGGUCAACAAUAGAGAGAUCACUGAACCGUGUCGACUCGCGCAAGGUGCAGUGAUAACAUUAGGAGGACGUCACAAGUUCCGGUUUAACCACCCUGCAGAGGCAGCAGUUCUGAAGGAGAGGAGACGUAUCAUUGAAGGUGGUCCUCUUUUCAGCUCAUCUGAGCUGAACAUUCUCUCUCCUAAAUCAAGGGCAGAGGAAGUGGGUAGUCAGGAAGCCAGUGAAAGGUUGGCUCCCUGGCAGAGGCUGGAGGAGCAUCAGCGCUACGUGGAAUGUCUGCGUGAGGAGAUCCUGGUGGAACAGAGAAGAGCUGAGAAAGACUUGGAGAGAGAGCAGGCCCAUCUUCGAAAGCAACGCUCUGAGAUCCAGCAGUGGAUCUUGCAAGAAAAGCAGCGUUUUGCUGCCAUCAGGGAGAAGGGCACGCUUGACUCAGGGGUGCAGACAGAUGUCAUUCCUCUGCCUGCACUGGCUGGCGUUAAUGAGAACGAGAGCACCAGCGAAACAGUGCAUCCAUCACUAAUUGUGGGUGAUAGGAAACGGGUGGUACAAGAAGAGCUCCUCAAGCACCAUGCACUCCGAAGAAAUGAGAAUCGCAUUCGCCGAAAAAGACUGCGCUACCAGCUGGAAAGAAUUGCUCGCAAGCGACACCUGCUAGAGGCAAAGCAAGAGCUUCAGAGACUGGAGACUGCCCUUUCACUUGGGGUUGACGGACCCCUGUCCCCUGAUCUUGGGUCUCCCUCAAAGCGCAGAGGACGUUCAAUGGUCUUGCGAAGACAUUCUUUUUCUGUUGACCUUUUGUCUCGACUUUACCCUCAACAUUCACCUAUUUUCAGCCAAUUCCUUAGGAGGAACAGAUUAUCUGAGUCGACAUCAUCUCUCUCUAGGGUUACCUUUCCUAGAAGAUGGGUGUCUGAUGAAUGUCUACCAGGCAAAACUAGAGGCCGCUCUAACACUAUGCCCUCAAGGUGUAGUCAGGGGACUUCAAGUAGGACAGGCUCCUCUGAGAACAUCAAAAUGUUAGUGAAGGAAAACAUACCAUCUGAGGAAAUGACUGAAAGAAAAGUUCUUGCAUCUCAGCAUCUUUCAUCAUCAGUCUGGACUCAUAACAUGAUAAAAACUACAAUGGAUUCAGAUAAUAGAAAUAGUGAGAAGGUACUUCCAAUAAUAAAGCAAUCAAGUACACAAAAAAACUCACCUAACGGAGGAAAGAAUUCACCCCAUGAAGGAAACAAGGGCUUGGAGACAAUCCGCAAAGCUCUUUCUCGAUCAGUUGGCUUUGGAAUAAAGAUGGCUUUGUCAAGGGUUUUCCGCAAGCCUCCUUUAGGGUCACGAGGUGGCAAAAGUGCUAAGUCUGCUAGCAGAGUGAAAACUCAGUUUGCUGUGGAAGGAAAGAAAGAGAAAAUUGUAGGAGACAUGGGGACAGAGCAGCAAAAGUUCCCUAUUAAAUCAACAGUGUCUUGUGAUGGUUUAGACCAGCUCAUCUCAUUAAAAGCAAAGAAGCAGGGACGCUGGCAUAGUGCAGAGACCCUGACUAAAAAGACCAGAAGAUGGGUCAAGACGCAACAAGAUCUGACUAACUGGGUAGAGAAAAGUGGUGAUGAAGUUGCUGAUGACUCUUCAGACUGCGAGAGCCUUUUCUCAGUGGACUCCCUUUCAUCAGCCUAUGCCAUUGCAUUGGCGGAGCAGCUUCAGCAAGAGGACUGUGGCCAGAGUGAGGCGGAGAGUGAGGACAGUCAGAUGUCCAAGGACUCACUUGUCAAGGAAAGUAGUGGGAGCACUGAUGCAAGGCCAGCACUGAAGCUUAAUCACUCCAUUUGUCAUACUUUCCAUUCAUCAUCUAAUCCACAAUCAAACACAGGUAGAGAAAAAAUAGAAGAAUCCAAAGAAAAGCCUGAAGAGCUUUUCGGGAGUCUACAUGGUCAAAAUGUAACAAGACAAGCAAUAAAGGAGUCUUCACACUUCUCACAGGUAAUAUCUGAUUCCCGGCUCUCUAGUGAUGCCACUGUCAGAGAAACAGAAGCUUUCCUUGCACUUACAGAUGCAUGGUCAUCCACCGAUGCAACAGAUAGUCCUAGGAUCCUUGGGACCUCAGAGACCUUGUUGAAACUAUGCAUACUAUCAGAGACCAGUAGCAGCCAAAGCCAGGCUAGUCUAGAUCUGUCUUGUGCAACAACUGGAUCUGACAGCCAAAUAUCAACCUGUUUUGAUUCUACACAAGGUAAAGAUGCGACAGUUAAGGAACGAAAUCACAUAUCCUCUGAAAGGGAAACAGUCUUGGACUAUUUUUUGAGUGAUCUUACCUCUACAUCCUGUUCUACACCUGAAUGCACAUUACUGCAAGAAAAUAAUUGGCUAUUGAGUAAUUUUGAGGCACUGAGCACUUCUGGAGAGAUUUCAGUCACUCAGAACACAAUGAGCAAUAACACAUUAUGCACAGACAAACCACCACCACCAGAAUUAGCUCCAUUAGAAAUGAAUGAUGUUGAUAUGCUAGUGGUCAGUGCACCUUCCAAAGAAAGUGCUGUUCUCUCCAGUUGGAGUUUUUCAGGAUGCUUCCCAGGUAAAUCCCCUGAUAAGGACUUAAAAAGCAAUUCCACAAAACAAACUGAACUUAUCCUAUCAGGUGAUGAGAGUCUUAUCACUGAAAGCGUUGCACCACAAAAUAACUUUAUAGAAUCAAAACAAGAAACACAGUGUAAGGAAAGUUGCAUUGCAGAAACAUCCUCCAGAAACAGUAAUAUUUUCUCAAAAUGUGAUGGAAAAACACAUCUAGAAAUUCAGCAUUCUCAUAGUACACUUCAUCUAGGAAAUGCUUUGAAAAGCAGUAAUAAGCAGAAAUCCAUAUGUUCUAUGAAGGAACUCCGUCAAUCAGCAAUACAUAGUUUGAAAAUAGAGAAUGAUUUUCAGUGUGAGUCACAAAUGGAGCAUCUGAUUAACCAUGCUGAAAAGGAGGUGAGUGAUGAAAAGAUCUUGCUGCAGCGUCAGGUUCAGUGCGCGGAAAAAUGUUCAGAGAGCUAUGAUGCAAGAAAUACAAAAGAUUACCCUUUUGAAAUGAACACGAAGUCAGACAGUGCCAGUGAAGUGGCUGAUUCUUUAAGACACUGUGAUAAUCACCUAGAGCACGAAUCCUGCAAUCUGUACUCAAGAAAAAGAAGCAAAGAUUCUCAAGAUGAUUUAGCAGGCAAUUUGAAAACGCCAAAGAGAAGCUGUGUGGAAUCCCUUGUUCCAGGUGAUUCUGCUGUAAAUAAUGUGCUGUUCAUGUUUAAUGACAGUUCUAACAUCAACAGAGACUCAACAGGCAAACUGUUACCAACAGAAAAGGAGAUAACUACCAAUUUGUCCCAAACAUUUCAGCAAGAUUCUAAAACUGCAACUAUGGGCAAUCAUAUCAACAUGUACCAAAACAGCAAUAAUCCUGUUGCCAGCUAUACCUCGGAAGACAGACCUGCAUCUACAGUGACGAAAGAACAGAAAGUGUCCAUCAUUCCCAUGAAUAAAAGUGAAAUGCAAGGUAUGCCAGACCUAAAAUUUCCUGAUGUUAAGUUUGUGGACAAAGGAGUAUUUGAGAGCAGUACAUUGCAAAAGGUUGGCCUUACAAUAAAUGACAAGAUAUCAGAAGUUGUGAAAGAACACCUGAACAUGUCACUGCAAGUGGAUGGUGGUGAAGACAUUAAUGAAGAUGGUGGUGAGGACAUUAACAGUGAAACAUCCUUAGCAACCAACAGUGAUGCUCUUAAGGUCACUCAGGACAAGAAUGAAAUUACAGAUGAGGGGUCACAAGGUAAACUUGGCAGUUCUCACACACUUCCAUGUGUGCCUGGAUAUUCUGUUGAUGAUACAGCGAAUGUGGACAACACAGAUGACUGUGUGAGAGGAAAAUAUAUAGUAAACAAUCCCACUGAGAAAGAAGUUGUAUUAAACCACCAAGGAGUUGGAUUCCUUAGCAACUGUCCAUCUUUUUUGGUGAAGAACCUUAGUGCAGAAAUAGAAAAUUCAGACAAUCAUAAUGCAUGUAGACCUGUGCAACAAGAUUUGAAAAAGUUACCAGAAGUAAACUCUGUCCUAGAGGUACCAACUGGUAAUUAUCCAGAAUCUUUAAGUACCAGCCAUUCCAAUGGUUUAAUCAAUGAAGUGAUCAGCAACAGUAACAAAACCAUACAACUGAUGUCUACUUGUAAACAAAGCCCUGAAGUAAUUUUAUCUUCUGAAUAUGUCACUGUGGCUGAGGAACAUGAUCAGUUCUUUCUGAUGAAAACAGAGACUAUACCGAUCAAUAAAGUAGUUCACACUCCAGCUCCUACAGGAACAUCUGUAAGGACUGAAGACAACAGAUUUGUUCUUUCAUCAUACACACAACAGAAGCCAGGUAUCUAUCCUGAAGAAAACAGCAUUUCAGGAGUCUCAAAAGAGGUUUGUGGUGUUACAGUGUCCAAUCGUUGCUCAGAAGCUGUGGUGGACCACAUUGCCUCAGACAUGCUUAAGGAGGCAGUGAAGUCUGUGGAAGCAAGCAAAGUAAAUAUGGCAGCUAAAUUUCAGCAGGUAGUGGAGUUAAACACUGUUGUACAUCUUGACACUGAGUCAGCAAUUCGAUUUCAAAAGAAGAAUGAACGCUCAUUUAAUUCAAACAGAGCUGAAAAUGUUCAGGCCACUGAUUCUAGACCACUUAAAAAGCUAGUACACCGAGAAUGUGCUGGAGAAAAACAUGGUUGUACCACAGAAGAACAACUUCAUAGUGGACAGAACACAGAUAUUUUAAGUGAAACAAAAGAUGAAAUCAUGGACCUCAAAAACCACACUUGUUCGGGAAAACUACAUAAAGAGACCACAGUUUCUAAAUCUGGCCAGGUUCUAGUGUUCUGUACUUCAGAGUUACAGAGAGACAACCAAACACAAAUCAUCCAAAGUGUUAUGAAUGAAAAGCAAUCUAACUGUCCUCAAAAUGAAGACCAAUCACUGUCUAAUGAGGACCAUAUGCCGCAUAGAAGGAUAACUCAGGAACUGUGUGUGAAUGUUCAAAAAGAAAAGAAGCGUUCAGACCAACUGCAAUCUCAAGACUUAUCCAUCCUGUCUAAGUCUGUACAAAGACCAGAACAGACAGAUAAACAGACAAAUAAAGUGGAGCUUAUAUUUUCAGCAUCUAUGUCAUUAAACCCAAAGGAACAUCGUCAAGUUAAAAUUGAAUCUACCGAAAAAGCUAAUGGAGGGAAACAACAUGCAACAAUCAAUAGUUCAAGACUCGUAUUUUCUAGGACUAAUGAAGAGCGACAGAGAGUAAAGUCAAAGAAAUACAGGAAAGCCCAUUUUACAGCCCCUCUAAGUUCAUCCACUGACUCAACACCUGAUUCAUCCUUAGAUGAGAUAGCUAAAUCUAGAGUACAUAAAUGUGGUAUUGCCACCCUAGCCAUGCCUGGCACACCUGCUCCUGGAAGACCAAUGACAGAAAACAGAAAUAGCUCAUCUGAUGAAUCAAGUACAUCUCUGUCUUUAGAAAUUAAUCAAUCAAUCGAGUCAAAAUCAAAACAUAAUCACUCUUAUGGGACUGGCUCUGAUGAACCAUACACUUACAUCAGAGAUGUUACCACUGAUGUAGCAGAGGAAGUGAGGCAGAAAAAAUAUAAUCUUACGGCAAAGCUAUCUAAAAUUCCUGGUCUAUCAAAGGAUGAUGAGACAAUUCAAUUAACCAGAAGCACUUCUACUGAACACAUACCACAUGAAAAUAACCAUGAAAGAACAAAAUCAUUUGAGAAUGAUUCCAACCAAAAUAGAGAACCUAUUCUACAUUUUGGUUCAAGUGACAUCAACCCCUUUGUUCAUACAAGAAAAAAGAAUCAGUUACUUAAAUCUGCAUACAAAAAUCAGCCAUUUGGAAGUGCAGUCAAUAUAUCCAGUCAGCUUUCUUCACUUGAAAGUUCUAGUAAUGGUAUAGCGAGAUGCUGCAGUAUGGACAAUGGGUUGAAUGUCCAGAAUUCUCCCUUCAAUUCUCAUUUGAGCACUUAUGCAGUCCAAAGGGGGCUUUCGAGCACAUUGAGUAGUGCUGAAGAUUCUAAAGAACACAUUUCUACAGACCCCAAGCUGAGGGAAGCCUUUCAUACCCCAAUUAUUUGUAAUGAGAAGAUCUUAACAGCUUCUGGCAGUGACUCUUGCAAUGAUACCUUAGACUUAGCCAGUAGCUCAGGCCAAGUAGAUGAAAUAGUGCUGGUCUACUCUUCUGAACAUGAAAGUCAGGAAAGUAAACAAGAUUCAAGAAAAUGUGACCAUGGUACCCAGACAGUCAAGUUUUAUGACGACUUGGAGAAGAAAAACAGACACAGGAGGAGCAGUACCCAGGUUCCUGUUUCCAGACAGGUGCAUGGACCAUCGACCACAUGGACAAGUCUACAGAAUAUGUCUGAACAUCUUUCUGAGUUGAUUGUCAGCACUUCUGAUCUUCUAGGGAACAUUCAGUGUAUGAGAACAGGGGAAAGUUCUAUGAAAAAUAGGUCUCCAUUAAAAACUUGUAGUAAAGUUUCAAAGGUACGCUCUGACAAAUAUUGCAAGAAUGAUGGCUCCACCCAGACUGCCACAGAUGUUGGCAUCCAAACUGAGGACAUUGCACUGCUAACGAAACAGAACAAAGUUUCCCAGAGUACCUCACCCAUACAGAACCCCAAAUCUCAUGAGGUCAAUGUGAUUGUCAAAGUUAUUGGCUCCGAAGUUUGCAACGUACCAAAGCAAGAUCAUGUCAUCAAAUCUAUUAAAGAUCAGUGUGACAGCAGACAGACCUUUGAAACUAUUAAAAGUAUGCCUGACCUGCGUUCUGGAGGCUCACCUCCCUCUGAGCAAUUUGGUGGAAAUUUAGACACUGUAAAAAUUCUCUCCCUAGAAACUGUUGCACCAAAUCAGCACUGUUUCAAUCCCGUCACAGUAGACCAUAAAGCUUCCAACACUUUUGCAGUUUGUCAUCAGAGAAAAUGCUCUUCUCAAAUGUUAGCAAAGGACAAUCAAACACAUCAGCAAAUGAAGCCAAAGAAUAACCCUGAUAAAAUGGUGUUGCUUAUAGACCGUGCAUCUUCACCUAUUCUCACUGUGGAUGUGACAAAUUUACAGAAAGGGAAAAUCAAAUCUGGUACAAUUCACACCCCCUCUGAGAUGCUCUCAAAAACCGUCAGAAAUCCACCUGAAAACAAACCAGUGUCCACCAAUAAACCUAAGUCACAGUAUCAAAGAGAACAUUUUUACACAUAUCAAACUGAAAACAAAUCAGUGUCUUCCAUGUCUCACCACAGUAUAAAUUUAGGCGCACCAGUUGCAUACUCCAAAGAAGUGUCAUCCAGCAGAUGCAUACAAAAUGGAAGAAAGAAACAGUCUCUUGGAGUACAAAGCAAAGGAGCAAGCCAAGCCAUUUGGUGCAGUCCCCUGUCUCAUGGUCACUCUUCCUCUGUCAAACACAGGCAACCUGUAGACUUGAGCCAAAACACAUUACAAUCCUCAGCACCCAUUAAUCAAAGCUACAGAAGCAGCAUGCAAGAAUAUAAACACAGACUCUAUAAAGAUGUGAGCUGCUGGAGUGAUCUGAGCAAUGACACUCUCCAGUACCAAGAGGAAGACAGCAUGUCUUUGGCUCCGAGUGACUGCAAUACAGAUGUCCUGGUCAGCAUUAACCCGCUCACUGAAACCAGUCCACUCCAAGAGGACUACUGGAUUCCUGAAAACCUGCCCAUGCACAACAAGUUCACCAACUGGUCAGGCAUCAAUCAGCAGUCACCAGCCAGGCUCAGUAACGAAAACAAUACAACUGUGCAAAAAUCCCCAGAUAUUAACACACACAGUCUUCAUCUACAUUCAGCAGAGUCAGAGAGUCUCAGGUAUAAGUACAAACCAGAGCUCUUGGAAUCAGCAGAUAGACGGACCAGAGAAAUUGAGAGACUGCGGAAGGAACGGGAGCAGGUACUCGCCUCUAUGCAAUUAGAUCUGAAUCUUCAUCCACUCAGUGUAGAGCUCACAGAGGCCAAGUUGCACUAUGGCCUGGGGAAGACAGACACUCUGCUAAAGAUGCUGAAGUCCAGUUCCAAAACAGAGUCUACCAUCUCUACUAAACAGCAGCUGUAUGACAGGCACAGGAGGAGUAUCGAUGGUUUGAGGAAGGAGAGAGAAGAUCGUCUUCAGACGUCCCGCCGAGCUCGAAGUCUCAGCCCCAGCAAGCAUCUAAACUCAUCAAAUCACAUGACAGAACAGUCUCAAAGAACUGUGGAUCUUCCCAGCCGGCAGCGGGAAUAUCUGCAGCACCUCCGCAAGGAAGUAGUGGAGAUGAGCAGGGUUCCUGAUCCACCAAGACGAGAGGGUCAGUAUCCCACUGAUAUUGAACUCCUUCUGCGUGACUACAGUCGUGCUCGUGAGGAAGCGAAGACAGAGAUUGCCAAAGCGCGAGUACGGCUACGUGAGAGGACGGAGCAGGAGAAGCGGAGAUUAGAGCAACAGGCUCUCACACAGUCUGUAAAGGAUCAUCUGAGGCUUUGUACACGUGUUAGUAAUAGCACCUUGUGCACUGGUUCCAACCUAAGUCUCUCUUCUGGACCUACAUCUGGCUACAACAGCAGUAAUGCAGCUCUGCUGAAAGAUGGUACCUCACCAUCUGUACAGAUCACUGGAGUCUCAGAUAGGGAGUUAAGAGUCAGGUCUCGACCUCCCAUGAUCCCUCCUCAAAGUUUAAAGGCUCCUCGUGCAUGGCUGUCAGCUCAGGAUAUUCGUGUGGAGAGCUCCUCCUCUGGAUAUGAGCUUCACUCCUCGUCCUCUCCCUCAUCUCCUGGACGACAGCGCACCUGUUCUUUUAGUUCUCCCUCAUCUAUUUCUAUUUCGUACCAGGACAUUGCAGACUGUACUCUCACAAGUGCAAUAUCAGAGGUUCAUUUAGCCUCUGGAGGAGAUGUAAGGAAUCUGCUAUCAGGGAGCGCAGAAGCUGGCUGGAGAUACCAGGGAUUAGAGAACGGAGUUCAGACCUUCCACCGGCCCUCCUCCAGACCCUCUGCUCAUGGGUUUUUGGGUGCCAUGGAACUGGAGAGACCCUUAGCUAGUCUGUGGAGUUUAAUCCGAGAUCACUCCAAGAUUCAUCUCUACAACAAAUCUCUAAAGUCUGCCUGGACACGAUUGCUAGAUGACACUACACAACUAGUCUACCUGCUGACUGAUCCAUCCAACUGUCAUAUGAAGCAGCCGCGGGAUUUCUGUUGCCUGAGCACUGAGUCCAAACGGGAUGAUAUGUGGGUGUUGGCCAUGCAGUCUGUAUUUGAAGAGUCUCUCCCUCGCCCAAGCAUGGACACUGUACGUGGAGAGAUGUUUCCCAGCGCAUGGAUUCUUCAGCGCAGCCAGCGGCAGGGUCGAGAGAUUGUUACAGUUAUCUAUCUACUACAGGUUGAUUUGGGAACUCCAACCCUGCCUCAGAGACUGUUGAAUGUAGUGGCCAGGAAGCAAGCAGCUGUAAUCGCAGACCUUGAUACCUUUUUGGCGUUGUGACAGACCAGGUUACUAAUGAGCACUUAUCUAAAAGCCCUUAAAGGACUUUUCUAACAUUUGCACCUCAUUACUUUUUUUCUGUUCUGUUUUGGUUCUCCUCAGAGCACUGAUGGUUAGUUUAUUUAUAGAAAGAUACAGUUUGUGAAAUUAUAUAUUGAUACUUUUCUACAUUGUGCAUACUCUUUAUGGUGCUUAUUUUUGCCAAAGACUGGACAAAGAAUUGAUAUAGGAAUAUUUAAGGUUUUGUCCCAAUCACCCUUAAGCUCUAUUUGUAAAAGUACUUGACAUUAAAUUGCUUUGUACAUAUCUCUACAUAUGAUAACUCGAAUCAAUCCAGUAUUUUUAGUGUGUGUAGCAAAGCUAAUUUUAGUGAACAUCCCAAUCUAAGCUGAUAUAUUUGAAACUUGAACUUGCAAAGACAUCAUUUUGAUUGAGCAUGUCAGAAUGUAUAAUAUGCAGCACUGUGCUCCUGCAUGGACAUGCACAAUAUAUAUCAAAUAUAUAUCUAAGCUUCUACCCAUAGGUAGAGUGCACAGUUACAUUUCUGCACUACACUAGACUAAAAGUCAUAUAAUGCAGAGCAGAAGCUACAAAAAGA
Messenger RNA from Pangasianodon hypophthalmus (striped catfish), 11955 nucleotides. It is a transcript of the gene stard9, whose product is annotated as StAR-related lipid transfer (START) domain containing 9. The record is from RefSeq and is a predicted model, not a curated record. The transcript is spliced from 32 exons. The coding region runs from base 222 to 11357 and encodes 3711 amino acids. NCBI's taxonomy places the organism in Eukaryota, Metazoa, Chordata, Actinopteri, Siluriformes, Pangasiidae. Gene Ontology annotation, biological process: microtubule-based movement. Gene Ontology annotation, molecular function: microtubule binding; microtubule motor activity; lipid binding.